Molecule: messenger RNA, 297 nt
Organism: Drosophila takahashii
Lineage: Eukaryota; Metazoa; Arthropoda; Insecta; Diptera; Drosophilidae
Gene: Eig71Eg
Product: Ecdysone-induced gene 71Eg
Source: RefSeq, a predicted model, not a curated record
AUGUCUAAACUUUUAGUCGUGUUCGCUUUCUGCUGCAUUUUGGUGACCCAGAUCCUGGCUCAGGAUUCCUCGGGUCGCCGAUUCUGUGACCGCCUAUAUGACGAUUGCCGUCGCGAGGAGGCCACCGUGGGAACUCAAGAUGAUACCGUUGGGUUCUUUAACGCCUAUUGCGGCCGACACGAUCGCAAUUGGAAAAAGCUAACCAGAUGUCAACUAGUCCGCGCUUCCUGUAUAUUGACAAUGGUUCGAUGUGAUAAUGGGUCCUGCAAAAAUGUGGCCGAAAGCCUACGGCCUUAA